UUUUCAGAAGCUGAACUGUAAAUAUGACAGAAUGUGUAAUUUAAUGAUAUUUUUUGACUCUUAAAGUUUUUAAGUAUAACAUUCAGUUGAUUUAUCAUUUAUAAAUACAAUUUUUUUUAGUGUUACAAUAAUACAUUUGGUUGUGAUUUUCAUCAAGCCUUCAUCUUCAAAGAAAAUUCAUCGAAAAAUAUUUAAUCAAUCAACUAGCGAUUCUUCAGUGACUCAAGAUUUCUACAUAAUAUAGAUGAAAAUGCGCUUUUGAAUGAUGAAUAAUUAACCUAAAUGUGGUGAAUAAUUAAAAACUACAGCAGCUAUCAUCUAGUCUAAAAAAAUUCAACAUGGGUAUUAUUUAUUUUCCAGAAGUCGAGCCUCCUCCUCGCCUGCCAUGGACGCAGCGCAUUUGCUACGGGGUAGGCCAUUCCCUCAACGACCUAUGCGCCUCCAUGUGGUUCAGUUACCUCAUCGUCUAUCUACAGCUGGUGCUCGGGUUCGAUUCCAACUAUGCGGGAUUCGUACUGCUUGUUGGUCAAGUGGCCGACGCUAUAGCCACGCCUCUACUAGGAUAUGAAUCCAGCGGCAACAAAGAAACAGCCCUCUGCAAGCGUUACGGGAAAAGAAAGUUCCUUCACUUGAUAGGCACAGUGUGUGUGAUGUUAAGUUUUCCCUUCAUCUUUACCGUGUGCCCCGGGUGCGAGUCAGCCAGUCAAUUCGCCCUCACCCUCAUGCUCAUCCCUCUGGUCAUCAUCUUCCAGAUUGGCUGGGCGGCGGUGCAGGUCUCACACCUCUCCCUCAUCCCUGCCAUCACCCCUCACGAGACUGAGAGAGAUUUCCUCAACGUACUCAGGUAUGCUAUAAACAUUAUAUCAGAUAUUGGCACAUAUGUAGUCGUGUGGUGCGUAUUUGAUUUAACAAGAAGACCUACCGGAAGCCAUAAUGUUAUUACAGGAGAUUAUGCUAAUAAAUUUAUGAUGAUCGCACUAAUCAUAGUUGGAAUAGGUGCUGUAUUUUCCAUCAUCUUCCACAUAGGGGUGAAGGAAAUAGUGUCCACGCCUCUUUCUUCCUCAGAGAACAGUCUGGAGAAAGACAGUCUCGCACUUUCAAACCCGGCUUUCUCAUUUUUCCCUACCAACUUAUCCUGGAGAGGAUGGAUGAGGGAGUCACAUUUCUAUCAGGUUGGACUACUGUAUAUGUGCACGAGGCUGUUUCAAAACAUGAGUUUAGUGUUCAUGCCUUUGUAUCUACAAGAAUCUCUGCGCGCAAAUGAUGAUUUUAUUGCUAAAAUUCCUCUUGUGAUGAAUGUCAGCGGUUUCGCCAUAUCAUGCUGCCUCCCUAAAUUCUUCAAAGUGUUUAGUAAAAAGGUAACUUUUCUAGGCGGUGCUUCGUUGGGGAUCGGAGCUUGUGUUUGGAUCACAAUUGGCGCUGGCCCCACGUAUGUUAGUCAGGGUGUGUACGGCGUAGGAGUGCUUAUGGGGGCAGCGUCUUCAUCCCUGGUCAUUUGUGCACUUUCCUUCAUUCAUGAUCUCAUAGGGACGAGUGUGGAAAGUGCCGCAUUCGUGUACGGUGCCAUGAGCUUCUGGGACAAGAUCGCGAAUGGCAUUGUGGGAAUGAUUAUUCAGCAUCUGCAUGCUGUGAGUUGCACAGAUUGUGACUGGUUCUAUCGAAAUGUCAUGUCCUAUGGAGUUGGCGGAGUCGGAAUUCUUGCGAGUAUUGUUAUAACGACUCUUCUACCAGCCAAUUUGGGUGAAAGGCAGUCGGUUCAUAAUGGUGCCGUCCUGGCUCCAAAGAAAGAAGUCAUCAAUCACAGUUCUUCGACAGAAAGCCAACCAUCAAAUGAGAAUCAGCCACUUCUACCACACUAGUUUCGUGAAGAAUUUUCACAAAGUUGUUUCUGCUUUUUUUUUUCUAUUAUUUCCUUUGAAUUAGACGAAGACUAUUAAAACGGAUGUCCAGAUUAGCAAGCAGAGAAAUAAUAUUAUUUCAGAAUUGAAUCAAUUGAGUAUUUGGAAUAUUAAAUGCAAACUGAUAGCACACAAGAAUUUAUUUAUUCAUGGCCACAUUGUUGUGAACGAUGUAAUAAUAUUUUACAUCUGUUUUCAGAUAGAUGAAUGUAGAGUUUUGCUUGGAAAAAUAUCCAUAUUUUACAUCUGUUUUCAGAUAGAUGAAUGUAGAGUUUUGCUUGUCAAAAUAUCCAUAUUUUGCAUCUGUUCUCAGAUAGAUGAAUGUAGAGUUUUGCUUGGCAAAAUAUCCAUAUUUUACAUCUGUUUCCAGAUAGAUGAAUGUAGAGUUUUACUUGGCAAAAUAUUCAUACUUUACAUCUGUUUUCAGAUAGAUGAAUGUAGAGUUUUGCUUGGCAAAAUAUCCAUAUUUUACAUCUGUUUUCAGAUAGAUGAAUGUAGAGUUUUGCUUGGCAAAAUAUCCAUAUUUUACUUCUGUUUUCAGAUAGAUGAAUGUAGAAUUUUGCUUGUCAAAAUAUCCAUACUUUACAUCUGUUUUCAGAUAGAUGAAUGUAGAGUUUUGCUCGGCAAAAUAUCCAUUUUUAAAAUUUCAAGAAAAACUCUUUUCAAAUGAGAGCUUUAAAAUGUGCUACGAACUUAUUUCUGGGAUUAUUUUUAGCUGGAAGAACUUUUCCUUCCGUUUACUGCAGAAUUGAUUUGUUUUUCAAUGAAAGACAAGUGCUUUACAAUGAAAUAUUGUUUCACAUUUUUUUACAACAGUUUUUAAGAAAGUUUACAGUAGUGUGUUGCCAUUUGGGUAAACUUACAGAUUGACACUGCUUCUUUAGACCUAUGAUUUUUACUAUAAGAAGAGUAUUUGAAGGCAAUUUCACUUUGAAAAAACAUCAAGCAGCAGGCUUGAUAAUAAGCUGAAUGAUAAAAAAAAAUCUUUGUAUUCUGUUCACGAGCAAUUUAAACUAAAAUGUGUUCAAUAAUUUACAAAUAUUCUGUGUUUUAUAUGUU
Argiope bruennichi is the source of this 2957-nucleotide messenger RNA. Its product is annotated as major facilitator superfamily domain-containing protein 12-like. The record is from RefSeq and is a predicted model, not a curated record. The coding region runs from base 339 to 1859 and encodes 506 amino acids. Gene Ontology annotation, molecular function: symporter activity. Lineage: Eukaryota; Metazoa; Arthropoda; Arachnida; Araneae; Araneidae. The transcript is spliced from 12 exons. Gene Ontology annotation, cellular component: membrane. Gene Ontology annotation, biological process: carbohydrate transport.